This is a messenger RNA of Spodoptera frugiperda (fall armyworm), 1457 nucleotides long. RefSeq names its product odorant receptor 4-like (gene Or-18). The transcript has 5 exons. Bases 1 to 1140 code for a protein of 379 amino acids. Gene Ontology annotation, cellular component: plasma membrane. The record is from RefSeq and is a predicted model, not a curated record. NCBI's taxonomy places the organism in Eukaryota, Metazoa, Arthropoda, Insecta, Lepidoptera, Noctuidae. Gene Ontology annotation, biological process: sensory perception of smell; detection of chemical stimulus involved in sensory perception of smell. Gene Ontology annotation, molecular function: olfactory receptor activity; odorant binding.
AUGGCGCUUACCGUACUAGAACGUUUCUAUCUAAUAGACGAUGGCUUCUUUUCAUUUAACAUAAAAUACCUCUUCUUUGUUGGACUAUGGCCCGAGAAAACUCUAACAAGAAACCAGAAAAUUCUCUACAAAAUCUAUGAAAUAUUCAUCCAUACACUUACAAUCAUUUUCCUCAUCAUGGCUGGUAUUGGAACUUAUCAGCAUAACGAUGAUUUGCUGAUCGUUUUAUCUAAUAUGGACAAAAGUUUGGUCGUAUACAACUUCUUUUUAAAAACGAUAAUAUUUCUCAUCAAGAGGGAUCAGCUGAAAGACCUGAUUGAUGAGAUAGAGGCUUCUGGAGACGAAGUAACGAAAGAAAGAAAAAAGUUGAUGGCAAAUUAUGUGAUGGUUAUAACUGGUAUUACUGCUGCAGUCGUCAGUGCCUUUAGCAUUUUAGCUUUACUAGAAGGAGCUAUGUCUAUAGAAGCGUGGAUGCCAUUUGACCCAAUGGAAAGCUCGAUGAACUUAGUACUAUCGCUGCAGAUUAUAGCUGUUUGUGUGUUCCCUGCACUCUGCAGAGCGUUUGCCAUGCAAGGUCUAGUCUGUAGUAUGAUAAGGUACUUAUGUGACCAGUUGAUACACUUGCAGAAAGAGUUAAGAAGUUUGGAUUAUGUCAAAGAUGCUGAAAUGAUAACGAGGAUGAAGUUCAAGAUGAUUAUAAGGAAGCAUAUUCGUUUGAUGAGUUAUUCAAUGAAAAUGGAGAGUAUCUUCAAAGAAUAUUUCCUAGUCCAAAACUUAGCUGUUACUGUUGAACUGUGUUUGAAUGCGGUUAUGAUGACCACGGUCGGCGUUCAACAAAUAACUCUACUAUUCACCUUUCUAGUAUACCUAGUAUUAGCACUAAUUAAUGCCUACAUCUACUGCUACCUGGGCAACGAGCUGAUUAUACAAAGUGAAGGUAUAGCUCUAGCAGCCUACGAGUCUACCUGGACUUCCUGGCCAGUAGACCUUCAGAAAGACCUGCUGAUAGUCAUCAAUGCUUCUCAAAGACCUCUGAAGCUGAGUGCUGGUGGAAUGGCGUUACUGUCUAUACAGACUUUUAGUCAGGCUCUGUAUAACGGAUAUUCCAUCUUCGCUGUUCUCAACGAUGCUGUUAAUUAAACGAUUGUACUAUAGUGCUAUAGUAAUAUUAAUGCUUUUAGUAUUUUGCUUGGCUAAUCGUUAUCGUUAUCCAAUCGUUAUUUUGAGAUUGUAUUGUCUUAAGAAUAAUCUUAGAAAAUAGAGGCUUUUGUUAUUGCUAUUAGACUCGCGUUUGACCACCAUCUCACUAGUUGGGAAGCGAUGAUGUGGUCGAAGAUGAAGUACGCUUACCUAGAAGUAACCUAUUCACUCUAGCCUUAAAUACUCCAAGGCUAUAUUUAUCAGCAAACGCAGACCCUAGCAUUCCACUCCUUAGUUGUACACACAAUAAAGGUAGA